Pogoniulus pusillus (Red-fronted tinkerbird) is the source of this 2356-nucleotide messenger RNA. It is a transcript of the gene GTPBP6, whose product is annotated as GTP binding protein 6 (putative). The record is from RefSeq and is a predicted model, not a curated record. The transcript is spliced from 10 exons. Lineage: Eukaryota; Metazoa; Chordata; Aves; Piciformes; Lybiidae. Gene Ontology annotation, molecular function: ribosome binding; GTP binding. Bases 198 to 1790 code for a protein of 530 amino acids. Gene Ontology annotation, cellular component: cytoplasm.
AUUCGGCCUAUCAGCGGCGGGGCUCGUUGUCACAUGACCCACCACAGCAGGCUGGCGGAGCGUAGGUGCUGCGGGGCUUCCGUAGACGGCUAGGGCGGAACAACGCGCCCCGUAACGAUCCCUCCCGAGGCUGCCCUGCCCGGGAGGAGGGGGAGCGGGCGGCGGCGGCGGGGCGCUGUGCUGUGAACUGCCGUGCGAUGGGGCCCGGCCGCCUUCCACUGUCGCUUCUGCUGCGGUGCCAGCGGGCGGCGGCAGCUCUCGGUGCGGCCCGGCCCGCCCGCGCACUCAGCGCAGCUGUUCGCCUGCGAGCUCCCCAGCGGCCGCCAAACAAGGGACAACCACUGCGGGCGGGCGGUAGAGGGGAAUGGAAGAGGAUGGCGGGCGCCGGCGGGGAUAAAGAAGAAGAAGAAGAGGAGGAGGAGGAGGAGAAGGAAAAUGAGGAUGAUGAAGCGGAGCUAGAGGAGCUUUUGGGCCCCUCUGCGGUGGCCCUGGGCCCGGGUGCUCAGCGCGUGGUCAUCGUGCACCCGGAUGUCAAGUGGGGCCCGAAGAAAUCGCCGCUGACGAGCGCUGAACUACAGAUUGCUGAAGCCAUUGCUCUUGUGGAUACCCUUCAAAACUGGACCGUUUUAGACAAAAUAAUUAUUCCUACAAAAAAUCCUGACAAGAAGUUUGUUUUUGGCAAAGGAAACUUUCAGGUUUUGACAGAAAAGAUUAGAAAAUUGCCCCAUGUGACAGCUGUCUUCUUGAAUGUGGAAAGAAUGUCUUCAGUAACAAAGAGAGAACUACAAGACGCCUGGGGUGUGAGAGUCUUUGACAGAUACACAGUUGUACUUCAUAUUUUUCGUUGUAAUGCCCGGACCAAAGAAGCCAAACUUCAGAUAGCGUUGGCCGAAAUUCCACUUCUCAGGUCAAAUCUGAAAAAUGAGGUGUCUCAGCUAGAUCAGCAGAGAGGUGGAUCAAGGUACAUCAUGGGCUCAGGUGAAACAUUCAUGGAGACACAGACUCGAAUCUUGAAAGAGAAGGAAAUUAAAAUUAGGAAUGCGCUGGAGAAACUAAAAAGAAAAAGGUCUUUACUUAGAACUCAGCGCAAAAAACGCGAGUUUCCAAUUAUCUCAGUAAUGGGCUACACUAAUUCUGGAAAAACUACAUUGAUCAAAGCCUUGACAGGGGAAGCAGGACUUCAACCCAGAGAUCAGCUAUUUGCCACUCUUGAUAUUACAGCCCAUGCUGGCUAUCUGCCUUCACAUAUGGCAGUUAUUUAUGUUGACACCAUUGGGUUUCUGACUGAUCUUCCACACAAUCUGGUUGAAUCCUUUUCAGCUACAUUAGAAGAAGUGGCUUACUCAGAUCUGAUAGUUCAUGUGAGGGAUAUUACUCAUCCAGAUACCAUUCUCCAGAAAGCAACGGUUCUGUCAGUGCUGAAGCGUCUUAACCUUCCAAACCAUUUACUGGACUCAAUGGUAGAAGUUCAUAACAAAGUGGAUUUGGUAGAAAGGUAUAAACCCACUGAGGAAAAUGCUUUACCCAUUUCUGCUCUACAUGGACAUGGCUUAGAAGAGCUGAAAGAAGAGAUAGAGAAAAAGAUUUUGACAACAACAGGGAAGAAGAUUGUAACAGUUAAUGUCAACCUGGAGGGACCUCAGCUAAGUUGGCUCUAUAAAGAAGCAACAGUUCAAGAAGUUGAAGUCAUGGCUGAACAUGGCACUGCCAGGGUAAAGGUGAUAAUUGGCAAUUCUGCUUUUGGCAAAUACAAAAACCUCUUUCCCAACAGUAAGAUUUGUAUGUCAUGAUACUGCAUCCUUUUCUAGGAAAAGAAAGUGAUCUCCUUAAGAGGAUCAAAUCAAGAUGAUGACCUGUUAGUCUGAGUGUUGAAGAGUGUUUUCUUUGCCAUCUGAUUGGGUUUUUUUAAUGCAUUUUAGAAAUGGACACUGUUUCAGAAAACUUUUCUUUAGAAACAGUAAGAGCUGUGAGCUUCAUUGUGUCAGCCAGUACAGGGACAGCACUAAAUACUUUAUGUUAAAACCACUGUUGACAGUAAAUUGUGAACCUCCCACAAAUCACUGGAUGGCAUCUGAAUUAACUUUCAGAAAAAUACCACGUUUCUUAUGUAAAUAGAGCCUUUUACCUUAUUUUUCAGAAUAAAAUAAUAUUUAUUAAGGUGUCUCAGAUUCUCCUUGGAAAAUGAAAGUUGAUAAAAUAUUGUGGCAUUUUAUAGAAAAUACAGGUAAGAAUGUGUGCAAGCAGAAUGCAUGAACCUAAGUAAAAUAACUACCAUCUCUUACUGCAGUGAAGAACAAAGACCAGAGAUUUAUCUGUUUAAGCCAGAAAUAAAGUUAACUGUGAAUCCAUAUUUAUC